Cuscuta campestris is the source of this 901-nucleotide messenger RNA. NCBI's taxonomy places the organism in Eukaryota, Viridiplantae, Streptophyta, Magnoliopsida, Solanales, Convolvulaceae. The record is from the annotation of a GenBank genome assembly.
GGCUACCUAUGGGCUAUAGGAUGAAAAAUGACAUAAAGCAUUGUCCCUAGGAACACAAAGAAGCACGCACCAAUGAGAGGCAAUGAUGUAUAUAUAUAUUCAUGCAACCUCACAAACCAUUUCCUCACCCUGCAUCUCAUUAUCAUACUUUUGCUGCCUGAUCUCAAACACAUCUUCUCCACCUACUGAAAAUGAGAAGCGAGGAUAGAGAUCAUGAGACAGCGAUACGAGGUGCAGGGGAGGGGUUGAGUUUAAGCAAGGGAGGAGAAAACAUACCUUCAAACUCAGCCUUUCCAAAGCUGUUUUCGUGCAAUUUCUGUACGCGAAGGUUUUACAGCUCUCAGGCAUUGGGUGGCCACCAGAAUGCUCACAAGAGGGAAAGAGGCGCGGCAAAAAAGUUCAACUCGCUGGACAUGCCGUUCCAUAACAGUUAUGUGUUUAUAAGAUCUAUGGGGGUUACCCCUCAUGGAGUUGUGCAUAAGCAGGGCAAGAUUGGAGGUACAGCUGUGGCAAGGUUUGGGAGGCUUCCUAGUAAUACCAGGUUGUCUGGUCUGAUGGACAAAGCAGCAGACUCAAUAUGGUCAGGAAGUUUUAGGUUCAAUCCUCAACAUCCUGAAGAGCAGUCCUUGAAUAAUCCAAAUAAGCUUGACCUGAAUCUGAAACUGUAAAUACUUUGUUUGUACAUCUCAUUUUGGUUGAAUCUGACCUAGUAUGCCAUUGAUGAGAACUUACUUUUUAAAAGCUUUAGGGUUUGCUUUACGGUCUAUUUGGUUCAAGGGAAUAAAGGGGUCGAGGAGGAGGAAGUGUUUUCGUGUUACUAUGUUUGGUUGGAGAGGGGAGGUGAGGGGGGAAGGAAGAUAUUUUUAGUAUUCCCUCCAUCCUAUAAAAAGGAUCCGGAUAU